This is a messenger RNA of Acaulospora colombiana, 3642 nucleotides long. Lineage: Eukaryota; Fungi; Glomeromycota; Glomeromycetes; Diversisporales; Acaulosporaceae. The record is from the annotation of a GenBank genome assembly.
AAAGGACCCGAAAUUAGAACUGGAUUGGUGAGGGGAGAUACCGACAUCCCAAUCAAAGCUGGCCAUGAAUUCAUUGUGUCGACGGAAGAUAAAUACAAGGAAUGCUGCGACGACAAAGUGAUGUAUGUUGACUAUGUGAGUGCUACUGAUAUUCAGGCAAACCUCCCCAAGGUCACUGAGCCCGGAAAAAUGAUCUAUGUUGACGAUGGUAUUCUAUCCCUCCUUGUUCUCUCUAUCGAUGGUCCCAAUGUUCACGUUCGUGCUCUGAACAAUGGCAAUAUCGCCUCUCGCAAGGGAGUCAACCUUCCCAAGACCCCAGUCGACUUGCCAUCCUUGUCCGAAAAGGACAAGAAGGACCUGCAGUUUGGUGUCAAGAAUGGUGUCGACAUGAUCUUUGCCUCCUUUAUCCGCCGUGCUCAAGAUGUCAUUGACAUUAGGGAGUGCCUCGGCCCUGAUGGUGCCAACAUCAAGAUUAUUGUCAAGAUUGAAAACGAGCAGGGUCUUGAGAACUUUGAUGAGAUUCUUAAGGAGACGGAUGGUGUGAUGGUGGCUCGAGGUGAUCUUGGUAUCGAAAUCCCCGCCAGUCAAGUGUUCCUCGCUCAAAAGAUGAUCAUUGCCAAGUGCAAUAUGGCCGGAAAGCCAGCUAUCUGUGCCACCCAAAUGUUGGAGGGCAGCUCUGAUAUAAUUAUUCAGUAUAACCCAAGGCCAACCCGUGCUGAAAUCAGUGAUGUUGCCAACGCUGUUCUUGAUGGUGCUGACUGUGUCAUGUUGUCCGGAGAGACGGCCAAGGGCACAUACCCAGUGCAAUCUGUGCAAAUGAUGGCGGAGACUUGCUUCCUUGCAGAAUCGGCAAUCUGCUACCCACCUCUCUACGAUGAACUCCGAGCAACAACAACUCGUCCUACCAGCACUGUUGAGACUGUUGCAUUGGCUGCCGUCGCGGCUGCAUAUGAGCAAGACGCUGGUGCCAUCCUUACAAGUUCUAACGGAAAUUUUAGUCACGAGGAGCCAACAAACUGCCCGCCAGAUUCACCUGCAUCGAGGCUGCUAUCCGUUCUGUGGCAACAGGAUGUGGAUAACAGGAUCAGGUUUGGUCUCAAGAGCGCUCUCGACCUCAAGAUCUUGAAGCCUGGCUCAGCUAUCAUCGCCGUUCAAGGAUGGAGACAGGGUAGCUUCCACACCAACACGAUGCGUAUCCUCACCGUCCCCACGGAUAUGGCUGAUUUGACGAUCCUUCCCUUGACUGACGCCAAAGUGCAAAAUGCAAGAAUGAUGCGCGCACCAAAAUUCGAACCGGUGAUAUGUGAACAGAGCCGUGUGUGUGGAAUUCCCAGGGUAGUCGUCCCUCCUCCCUAUAAACCAAACUCAAACUCCUCCUCAAACUCCUUCAAGGGUCCUCUCUUUCAGACUCCUCCUUCUCUUUUAUUUUCUGGGACGCCAAUCGUGCGGCCGUUCGUUGCGAUGGGCUCCUCUUGGACGAUUUCGACUUGCACUCUCUUGACGACCUUGGGCGCAAUUCUUUUUGAAAAUGCAAACGCGUUCACCUACCCUCCGGUCGCCGCUCCUCUUGUCGUGAAAACACCGUAUCUCAAUACUUGGUUAUAUGGCAAGGAUGCCAACAUUGCCAAUAGCUGGCCUAGGUCUGGGGGGAAUACAGGCAUUACGGGAUGGGCAGGGUUAGCUCGAGUGGAUGGAGUAGGCUGUAAUUACCUGGGAAAUGGAUCCAACGGUACACAGAUUGCUCCCUCUGGACAGCUCCAAAGUACCACGAUCACUGCUACACAGACACAAUAUGUAGUCAGAUGUGGCGGAGUUGACCUCAAAGUUACAUAUCUCAGUCCAAUUGAGCCGUCCGACUUUGUGAGGCUGUCGCUACCGUUCACAUAUCUGUCGGUCACCGCAUCCCCCAACGAUGGGCGCCAACACAGUGUGCAAGUAUACGCUGAUUUAGCUGGAGAAUGGCUAGGCCCAGACAGUGCAGCCGUAAUGACCUGGUCUACACAAAAAACACAGGCGAUGGUAUAUCAUCAAUUCCAACUCGCCAGUCCAACCCAAUUCGGGUCGAGGGAUGAUAGGGUCACUUAUGGUCAUGCCUACCAUGGGAUUCUCCUCGAUACUGGGGUUACAUAUCAGACCGCUCCUGAUGUCAAUCUCAGGACGUGGUUCAACUCUACUGGAACGUUGAACAAUACUCAGGAUACCACGUCUCGUGCUAUUGGAGACCGUUGGCCGUGCAUGGCCUUGUCCAAGGACUUGGGGUCGAUCACUGCAGAGUCGAAACCAGUGGUGUUUGUCGUUGGAUUGACAAGAGACCCUGCUAUCUCGUAUCAAACUUCUGGAGGUCCUCAGGCGCGUUCGCUAUACUAUCGUGCUCAGUUGAGCAAUGAUGAGGAUGCUCUUUCCUUCUUUUUGAAUGACUAUGACAAUGCUGUUGCUUCAGCCAACAACUUUGACGGCAAAGUCAACUCAGCCGCAGCCCAGAUAUCCAACGACUAUGUGGACCUCGCAGUAUUGGCUGCUCGACAAACCUUUGCCCAUGUGGAACUCACAGUCUCUACCGGAAGCGAUGGCAACUUGAACAAGUCGGACCCAUUGCUCUUCAUGGGUCUUGAUGGGUAUGUCACUCAUCCUCGACUGAUUGAUCACGUUUAUAUUGAUGAAAUUUACAGGGUAAACAGCCUCGAUGAGAUUUAUGCAUCCUCUCCCUUUUGGGCUUGGGCCAACCCAGACUUGCUCGGACUUUUACUGCAACCCAUUGUCCAAUGGCACCGUAAUAUUGGAGCUACGAAUGCUGCGGUAGGGAACCGCGUCAUUGACAAUCUCGGCAGUCAAUAUCCACAAGCCAGUGGUCCUCAGACUAAUGCUCUGAAUGCCAAGAGCUUGGAGUCGACUGCAGACCUCAUGCUGAGUACUGCAGCCUUUGUCAAAGCUAAGGGAGAUUAUUCCAUUGUCGAGGAUAAUAUGGAUCUAUACAAAUCGUGGGGAAACUUCCUCAAAGAUAACGCCUUGUAUCCGGCCUCACAACUUACCUCUGAUGGCGACAUCAUUGGUAGCCCAACGAAUGACACCAACCUAGCGGCAAAGAGUAUCAUUGCUCUCAAAGCAUUCUCCGACAUCCUCACCUCUAUGAGACAAGAUGCAUCCGCCUACCACGAUAGUGCUACCAAUUACGCUUCUACCUGGCAACAACUUGCCGCCAGUUCAACCGCCUUUUCCCUAUCUUAUGGAAACCCUAGUUCCUGGAGUAUGGUGUACAAUCUAUUCUGCGACAAGUGGCUCAAAACUGGAUUGUUUACCGACGACGUAGAAAGGUUGGCUGAUGCAUACUCGUCUCUAGAUACGUACGGUCUUGCACUUAAUAGCAACACGACCCUUACUAGCCCUCCUGGCUUGGCGCCAGAAACGUCGACACGCGAUUUGCUCAUUGCCAGAACGAAAAACUUUAUCCAAAAUGGAGACGCUAAUGUCCCUUGGGCUAGCUACAUCGGUGUAACCAAUGGAAAGGCCGCCGACAAUACCUUCAACCGAGCUAGUAUCGGUGGUGUGUAUGCACUACUGGUUCGUGAUCUUGAACCUGCUCCUUCGGCCUCGUCGGCGAUGUCAAGCUAUCCUUCGUUAAUUACAGUUGUCACCUCAUUCGUG